GCAACAUCCAUACCUGCGUGGUCGCCCUGUAUACGUAGGAUUACUGUUUAGUAAAACCGAUCACAAAAACACAAAGUGUACAUGAUAGGGGCAGCAAAUUUCACACGGGCGGUAUUCAUUUCACUUGGUACACGACGUGUCUAGAAUAUUAAACUUCUCGAUGGUUUAAGCAUAUAAAAUGCUAUUAGUUUCGUGUGGUUUAUCAAUCCUACGUAAAAAUCGCUUGGAAAUGGGUGGCCGAGUGGUAUUGGCUAUUUUUAUUUGUUUAUGCGGCGUCCACGCCGGGGAAAAUCCGUUUUUCCUUACUGCCGCCAAGAACGUCCCCCGAAUCGGUAGGAGUCCGCACAGGAACGGCAAUUCGGACUUUGAACAGUUCUUUUUGAAAGCAUCCAAAUCAGUGCCGAGGAUCGGAAGAAGGAAUGAGAAUAUGGAAUCACCAAGAAACGAAGACUGGCAAGGAACAACGCGGCAAAUUAAACUUCCAAACUGGUCAGAAAUAGCAGAGCGAUACGAGUACGAACCAGAAUUGUUUGUUUCUCCCGGCAACUUCGGGGAAAAUGAGGGCGAAAUGGCGGACGAUCCUUCCAUCUACCACUGGGACAAUUUUCGAAUUAAAAGGAACGUCCCGUCCAGAUUCCAGCACGUCAACGCUAAAAACAAAGUUGCGGUUCCCCAACAAUAAUUAAUUCAAGCUGGGGUUUGCCUAUAUAAUAGAUUUAGUACAAUAAAACAGCUAUUGCAGACAAAAUUUUAAGGUUUAUUUGCCCCUCAAAUUUGUUGAUUUUUGUAAAAUUUAACUUUUCCAUUUCUUACAGUUUACGCUAAAAAAGAAAAAAAAAUGUAUUGCAAUUAGUAAUUUGAUAAAAUGUCCUUAAUAAGCGGUAAAUUCAUAUUUAUUAAGUAACUUUGUCUUCUUCAGCAAACUAAUAUA
Molecule: messenger RNA, 931 nt
Organism: Cylas formicarius (sweet potato weevil)
Lineage: Eukaryota; Metazoa; Arthropoda; Insecta; Coleoptera; Brentidae
Exons: 3
Coding region: 179-682 (167 amino acids)
Source: RefSeq, a predicted model, not a curated record